GACCUCGACACGGGCUGGGCUACGAUCGGCGAGGCGACGCGGGCGGGGAAGUCGAUACAAGCGGACGUCUAUGAGGAGUGGCUGAGGCUGUGCGUCGCGGCGAGAGAGGAAGAUGCCGGAAGGGGCGAGGAGAUGAUGUUAGGGCUUCUGCAGUUUCUGCGAGACAAAAGAAUAUAUGUGCCUCUGGACGCCGUCACUCCCAUUCGCGGCUGGUUUGAAAGCAAGCCAGAUGAAAACUGGGUUGUGAAAUAUGCCACCGUGUCAAAAGCGGGAGAGUGUUCAGCAUGCGCUGCCCACCUGGAGCCAAUCAACAUAUCUGGGAAAGAUUUUGAGAAAAUGAGAACUACCUUUAUGGAACGCGUAGUGAAGGGCGAAGAUACAUUCCUGAACUCGACGCCAGAAGAGGUGGGGCUUUUCAAGCGGUUCGUAGAGACGACCGCGCCGUACGACGUCGUUGUGGACGGGUUGAAUGUUGGCUAUCAACAGGCUGGCAGACAUGCCACUCACACCGACCAGGCUAAGAUGCUGUACCAGGUCACCGAGUAUCUCGCGAAGACGCGUGGGAAGAAGGUGCUGGUGCUGGGACGACGGCACAUGAACGGAUGGCCAAAGAAAUACAUGGCUCCUAUACAGCAGAUGGCUCACUGCUUCCUCGCUGAAAAUCUAUCGAAGGACGACCCGUUUCUCCUGUAUGCAGCCAUGUACAGUGGACUUGGAACGGUAUUCCUUUCAAAGGACAUGAUGAGGGACCAUCUCUUUAAGCUGGGCGAAGAGUUUGACACGUUUUUCCGCAAGUGGCAGUGGAGUCACCAGCUGCAGCUGCUGCACAUCAAACCUGGGGGAGCUGUCAGAUUGAAGGCGCCGAUGAAGUUUGACACGCUGGUGCAGAGGAAGGGCGACGCAUGGCACAUCCCGUACGAGAGCGGCGUGCCGCGCUACUCGUACGAGGUGCCUGACACGUGGCUGUGCGCGACGAAGCGAGCGAGCGACGCCGGCUGAGGGAGGAACGCUGCCGACGCUGCGGACAUCUUCGCGAUCGCUCGGAGCCGCGCAUGACAACACGCGUUACUCGGCUGUGACCGAGUUCGUCAUGCGUAGAAGCAACGAAGUCGAUCGACCGAAGCACGGUGGUCCAUGAUGAAGCAUGCCGAAAUACGUUCCACGCAGAGGGAGCUAUGGAGGCGACGCACAAACGUAUAUUUGUUCUCCAAUGAUGACCUGGCACCUAUGGGCUGCUACAGAUUCGCAGUUUGAACGAGUGAAGCAGUUUUACGUGCCUAUAGUUGCUUUUAUAGGCAUCCUUUUUUAAAUGCUACCGUGCAUGAGAACAUGUAUGUUUAACUUUAAGGCGUCAGUUCUUAUGAUACUGAGCACAGAGUGGCAGCAGUGUAGGCCAUGAGGUUUAACAUGGAUCGGUCGUGUUAAUAAGCUAUGUAGAUGCAUAUAUGCAUUGCUAUACAUCAGCAGUUUAUUUGAGGGUUUGUCAGGAUGGUCGAAUGUUAUUCGCUUACUGUGACACACUGUUAAGUGAAUGUAAACAUCUGACGAUUGAUUUUAGAGUGUACACUCUCAAAUGCAGACAUCGUUUUAUUGAUCUAAGGAAACCAACUACUUGCCUCUUAUGGGCCGUGUGUAUGCGAUAUGAAACUUUAACAUAAAUAGAUAGAUACUUAGAUAGAAUCCUGACUAUUUUCCCGCGGUCGCCGUGCGCCUUUGCCGCGGAACUGCGGCGCAAGAUCUGCGCUUAUAGCGCUUGGGAUCACACCCUCCUUUCGGCAACGCUUCUCUGUAUCCCCGUCUCAUCUGGGUAAAUGAGACUUUUUGCAUUAAAAGAAAAUGUAUCACGCAAUAACAAAGAAUCUAUCUAGGCUAUCAUGUUUCAUGUGCAUUCAAAGCCUGUGAUUUAUUUCUUACUGUGUAGGGAAUUUUUCUACUUUAUUAUGGAUUUGUGGUUUCAUCUUAAUUUUAUUUAAACGUUAUCGUCAUACUCAC
Molecule: messenger RNA, 1992 nt
Organism: Priapulus caudatus
Lineage: Eukaryota; Metazoa; Priapulida; Priapulimorpha; Priapulimorphida; Priapulidae
Product: mitochondrial ribonuclease P protein 3-like
Exons: 9
Coding region: 133-999 (288 amino acids)
Biological process (GO): mitochondrial tRNA 5'-end processing; tRNA 5'-leader removal
Cellular component (GO): mitochondrial ribonuclease P complex; mitochondrion
Molecular function (GO): ribonuclease P activity
Source: RefSeq, a predicted model, not a curated record